UUUAUCCAGCACUUCAAGGAUGGAAUUGGUUUUUAUUUUUAAACAAACAUUUUUUUAUAAAAAUUUAAAAAGGCCAUUUUAUCAUUUAUUUUAUGGAGCUGUUUCUCGUACAGUUUUUGCUAUAUCUCUUGGAUGGAUUAUUUAUGCUUGCCAUACAGGAAUUGGAGGGCCGUUAAAUUAUUUGCUUAGUUCAAGUCCAUUUGUUCCCCUUUCAAAUCUCUCUUACAGUGCUUAUUUAUUUCAUAUGAUUCCCGUUGUUUUUACUUAUGUUGUUUCUCCAUUUCCAAUGCAUUUUGAUUCAAAAGCAGAAAUAUUUGGACAUUGUUUUGUACAAUUAGUUAUUGCAUAUGCUUAUGGUGUUCUUUGCAAUUUAUUAGCCGAACUUCCUGCAUUGAAUAUUGAACGAAUAUUUUUGGGUACUUCUUCUACAGGUGUAAAUAAAACAAGCAAAACAACAAACCUACAAAAAUCAAUAAAAAACGGAAAUAACACAAUAAAUAAUGGCCUAAAAGGUAAUAUUCAGUGCUGUACGGAUAUAGAAGAAAAACGCUCAAUUUCAACGACAACAACGACUGCUGCUCCAUCCCCUAUUGUUUCGGCUAUUGUGAAAGCAGAAGAAAGUACAGCAACAAUAAAAGUACCAACAGAAACAGUGUCAACAACUUUGGCACAAGAAAAAGAAGACGAAAGUAAUAGCAGUAUAAGAAAUGAAGAAUAA
Messenger RNA from Meloidogyne enterolobii, 718 nucleotides. Lineage: Eukaryota; Metazoa; Nematoda; Chromadorea; Rhabditida; Meloidogynidae. The record is from the annotation of a GenBank genome assembly.